This is a messenger RNA of Amphibalanus amphitrite, 2076 nucleotides long. Its product is annotated as arylsulfatase I-like. The record is from RefSeq and is a predicted model, not a curated record. Bases 407 to 1993 code for a protein of 528 amino acids. The transcript has a single exon. Lineage: Eukaryota; Metazoa; Arthropoda; Thecostraca; Balanomorpha; Balanidae.
AUGCUUUAUGGCGGUGGCGUUUUUCACACAAUCUCUGUUGAAUCAGCUAAACAUUUUAACCGCAUAAGACCGCCACCACUCCACUGUGCGGCGGAGGGGUCGAUAAGGGGUGUUACCACCGCGUCCGCGGCUCCCCGGACGACGGCGCACCAGUGCCGGCCCGGACAGGGACGGUGCCGGGUGCAGUACGUGGCCGUUCUCUGCCGUAGCAACGCCCGCCCUCCACUAUAGCGUAUCGGUGACCUUCAGACUGCACAGCGAGUGGUGUGCGAUCGGGUGACUCUGCCGGGCUACUGCGUCAUUCAUGAGAGACCGCUGUUGGCUGUGAGUUUGCAAUAAGCCUUUGAUCGAGUGGUGAGGACCAUCAGACUGGGUGUUGGUUAAGUUGAGUGGAAAUCAUUUGAACAUGCCAUUUCCCGUGUGUGUAUACGGGAGGGGGCUGGUGGUGGCAUUUUUGACUCUCAUCACCGUCGUUACCGUCUCCAGCGCCGCCGAUGCCGGUCCCUCCCAGCCUCCCAACAUUGUGCUGAUCGUGGCCGACGAUCUGGGCUGGAACGACGUGCCGUGGCACAACUCGCUGGUGCGCGCGCCGACGCUGGCGCGGCUGGCGGCCGACGGAGUGACGCUCGAGCAGGCGUACGUGCAGCCCAUCUGCACGCCGUCUCGGUCCGCGCUGCUCACGGGGAGGUACCCGUUCACCUUGGGCCGGCAGCACGACGUGCUCUGGCCGCUGCAGCCCACCGGCCUGACCCUGGACACGCCGCUGCUCUCGGAGAAACUCCGCUCCGCCGGCUACCGCACACACGCCGUCGGCAAGUGGCACCUGGGCUUCUGCCGGCGGGCGUACACGCCCACAGAGCGCGGCUUCCAGUCGUUCCUGGGCUUCUGGACGGGCUCGGAGAACUACUACACGCACUGGCGCGGUCUGGACGAGGGCGGCAGCGGGCUCGACUUCCGGCGCAACAUGAGCGUAGCGCGCGAGUUCGAGGGCCGCUACUCGUCGGAGGUGUUCGCCGCAGAGGCGGAGCGGGUGAUCGAGACGCACCCGGCCGACCGGCCGCUGUUCCUCUAUCUGGCCUUCCAGAGCGUGCACGCGCCGCUGCAGGUGCCGCGCCGCUACUGGGACCUGUACCCGGGCGUGCGCGACAAGAGCCGGCGCACCUUCCUCGGCAUGGUCUCAGCGCUGGACGACGCCGUGCAGCGCGUGGAGAGCGCUCUGCGCGGCGCUGGACUCUACGACAACACGGUCAUCAUCUUCACCGCAGACAAUGGCGGUCAGGUGCUGGCCGGAGGGAACAACUACCCGCUGCGGGGUAACAAAGUCACCCUGUGGGAGGGCGGCACGCGCGCCGCCUCGUUCGUCCACUCGCCGCUGCUGGAGCGGCCGCGACGGGCCAGUCGUGCGCUCAUCCACGUCACCGACUGGUUCCCGACCGUGCUGCGGCUGGCCGGAGCGCCCCAGCCCACUCCGGAGGACCGGCUCGACGGCGUGGACCAGUGGGACGCCAUCUCGCGAGGCGAGCCGAGCACGCGCUCCGAGGUCGUCUACAACAUCGACGUCGAGAAGAAACCGGGCGCGGCGAUCCGCGUCGGCGACUUCAAGCUGAUCUGGGGCUAUCCGGGCAGCAAGAACGACUGGUACCCGGAGCCGGGCAUCACCGAACUGUGGCCGCUGGUGCCGACCGAGCUGGCGCCGGCCCGCUACACAGAGGUCGGCGAGCACCGCUGGUCCGGCAGCAACACCACCUGGCUGUUCGACCUGGCCUCCGACCCGACCGAGCACGUCAACCUGGCCGCGCAGCGACCGGCGCUGGUGGCCGAGCUGAAACACCGUCUGCUGCGGCACCGACGUCGGCUGGUGCCGGCCGACUGCCCGCCCGAUGACCCGCGCGGCAGCCCGGAUAACUUUGGUCACGUUUUUGUCACCGGCUGGUGUGAGCCAGGCGUGCCGGCGAAGACCCAGUUGGACAGCUUUUAUAAUUUCCUUGUCUGAGGUAGUGAUUUAACAUGUGACAUAAUGCCUGAUUAUCUCGGUCUGGUGGAAUGAGAAUUGGGAAUAAUAAAAAGGCUAAACGA